This is a messenger RNA of Diachasma alloeum, 1730 nucleotides long. RefSeq names its product arylsulfatase B. The coding region runs from base 37 to 1671 and encodes 544 amino acids. The transcript has 7 exons. The record is from RefSeq and is a predicted model, not a curated record. NCBI's taxonomy places the organism in Eukaryota, Metazoa, Arthropoda, Insecta, Hymenoptera, Braconidae.
CUCGCGGUGGCCAGACGUGCAUUUUUCGAUAUUGUCAUGCUGCUUGGCAUCAUUGUACUGUACUUGGUGAAUUCCGUCUGUGGGAAGUCGCCGCAUAUUAUCUACAUUCUCGCUGAUGACUUGGGAUGGAAUGACGUAGGUUUCCACGGAGCCGGGGACAUUCGAACCCCAAACCUCGACGCCCUAGCCUACACCGGACUGAUUCUGAACCGUCACUAUGUAACGCCACUAUGUUCCCCAAGCAGAAGUGCCCUCAUGACUGGAAAAUACCCAAUACACACUGGCAUGCAGCACGGCGUCGUGAAGGGUGCAGAACCAUGGGGAUUAUCGCUCGCCGAGAAGCUACUUCCUGAGUAUCUCAGUGAUUUGGGUUAUCGGCGUCACAUUGUCGGCAAGUGGCAUCUUGGUCAUUACAAGAGGAAGUAUACGCCGUUGUACAGGGGGUUUGAGAGUCACAUUGGAUUCUGGACUGGACAUCAUAAUUAUUUCGAUCAUACUGCUGAAGAAUUGCCUUAUUGGGGAGUAGACAUGCGAAGAGGUCUCGACACAGCUUGGGAUCUCCACGGAAAAUAUUCCACCGACGUAUUCUCCCGCGAGGCGGUGAAAGUCAUUCAGAGGCACAAUGCCACGGAGCCGUUGUUCUUGUACCUUGCUCACGGCGCAACGCACUCAUCGAAUUCCUACGAUCUGCUGCCAGUGCCUGACGAAGCUGUUGAAAAAUUUCCGGACGUAGCGCACUACAAACGCCGGAAAUUCGCGGCUAUGUUGAGUAAAGUCGACGACUCCGUUGGAGCUGUCGUGGAUGCGCUCAUGAAGAAGGAGAUGUUGAAAGAUAGUGUUAUUGUAUUUUCGUCGGACAAUGGAGGGCCUGCGGAGGGGUUCAAUGGAAAUGCUGCAUCGAAUUAUCCACUCAGGGGUGUGAAAGCUACUCCUUGGGAAGGAGGUGUUCGCUCAUCAGCGCUAUUGUGGACUCCGAAGCUCUCCAAUCCCGGCAGAAUAUUCACCAAAAAAAUGCACAUUGUUGAUUGGCUUCCAACACUGUUAACCCUGGCUGGAGCCAAUAAAUCAUCCAUCCCAGCAUCUCUAGACGGCAUAGACAUGUGGCGGUCUAUGAAUACCAAUGACUCACCACCGUCCCGUGUUAUUCUCCACAACAUCGAUGUUUUGGCAAAGUAUGGAGCAAUAACCGUGGACAACUGGAAGCUGAUUAACGGCUCGGACUACGCGACUUAUGACAGCUGGUAUGGACCAUCCGCCUGGGACAUGCCGUACAGAAUCAAUGAAGUCAUUGAUAGCUUAGCAGGUCGUGCGGUCACUUCACUCGGCCAUCAAUUAACGCCCGAUGCGAUUACUAAACUCCGUGAGAAUUCGAAAAUUCAGUGUGGAAAGAAAGAUCCGAGUCUACCUGAGUGUCGACCUCUGGAGGCCCCUUGUCUCUUUGAUAUUCAUCGUGAUCCAUGUGAAUUCAACAACCUUGUUAAGCUACAUCCAGAAAUGCUGGAGGGAAUGAUGCGGGAGUUGAUUCAUUUGAAUUCAACGGCUGUGCCUCCGAGAAAUCGUAAGGUUGAUCCACGCGGAAACCCGGCGUUGUGGAAUCAUACGUGGCAUAAUUUCGGGGAUUACCCGGGGAAAGUUGGAGGAUCGGAUUUCGAGGGAGAUGUUAUCUAUUAACAAAAUGCAUAAUUGUUGUCACAUGCUGACUAUAAAUAAAGAGAGAGAUCAUAUUUUAA